AUGGCCCUACUGGCUUGCAUUCUAGUGGCGGCCUUUUUAGUUUGGUUCUUAUUUACCUGUUUCAGGCCUAGAAAUUAUCCGCCAGGUCCAGCAUUUGCACCCAUUGUAGGUAAUCUAAUCUACUACAAAAAUAGACAUAAAGUUUUGGGAUACCAUCACGAAGUUUGGCUGGAAUUGGCCAAAAACUACGGACCGGUUGUAGGUUUGAAAUUGGGAAGAAAUUUGAUUGUAUCAGUGGCUGGUCCGGAAGCUGUUAAAGAAGUUUUAUCCAGAGAAGAUUUCGAUGGUAGGCCUGAUGGGUUUUUCUUUAGAUUGAGGACUUUUGGUAAAAGACUGGGUAUAAUCUUCAGUGAUGGUCAAUUAUGGAAAAAACAACGCAAAUUCUCUUUGCAACAUUUGAGAAAUUUUGGAUUUGGACGCAAAGAAAUGGAAGAAAAAGUCACCGAAGAAUGUCGGGCUUUGGUUGAGAAUUUAAGCCAGAAAUGUAAUGAUGAAAUUUUUAUGCAUAAUGCUUUUGAUGUUGCUGUACUUAAUGCUUUAUGGGCAAUGCUUGCAGGUCAAAGAUUUGAAGUUGAAGACGCAAGAUUGAAGAAACUGUUGCAAAUUAUUCACGAUUGCUUCAGAAUUGUUGAUAUGUCUGGAGGUUUGAUCAAUCAACUACCGUUUUUACGUUACAUUGCCCCCUCUGCUAGUGGUUAUAAUCAAAUAUUAGAUGUUCUCACUAGAAUGUGGACCUUUUUACAAGAAACCAUUGAUGAACAUAGACGGACACUUACACCCUCACAACCAAGGGAUUUAAUUGAUGCUUUUCUUCAUUCAAUGUCUAUUAAUAUUGACGAAUCAUUUACAGAUGAUCAACUUGUCUCAUUAUGUCUCGAUUUAUUCAUGGCUGGAGCAGAAACAACUAGUAAUAGUUUAGGAUUUUCAAUGCUAUACAUGGUUUUGUAUCCUGAUAUACAAAGCAAAGUCCAAAAGGAGUUGGAUGAAGUUAUUGGUAGAGAUAGAUGGCCAAAUUUGAGAGAUAGAGCAAACUUGAAAUAUACUCAAGCAGUUCUUUUGGAACUACAACGAAGAUCCAAUUUGGCUCCAAUGGGUAUUGCCCAUAGGGCUGUAAAACGUACCAAACUAAUGGGGUACGAUAUACCAGAGGAUACUACGAUUUUGACUAAUUUGUAUAGUGUGCAUAUGGACAGGGGGAUUUGGAAGAAUCCUCAAGAUUUUAGGCCCGAAAGGUUUCUGGAUGAAAAUGGGAAGAUUACAGUAGAUGAGGACAAUUAUUUGCCAUUUGGAUACGGUAAACGUCGUUGUUUGGGCGAAGCCCUAGGCAAAACUGACAUGUUUCUGUUUUUCACCUCAAUCAUGCACAACUUUAUAUUGGAACCUAUAAAAGAAUGCCCCCCUGACGUUUACCCAUAUGACGGAGUCACCCUGGCACCCAAACCCUUCAAAGUCAAGUUAAUAAAACGAAUUUAA
Ceutorhynchus assimilis (cabbage seed weevil) is the source of this 1473-nucleotide messenger RNA. NCBI's taxonomy places the organism in Eukaryota, Metazoa, Arthropoda, Insecta, Coleoptera, Curculionidae. The record is from the annotation of a GenBank genome assembly.